AUGAAUCCAUUAAUGAUGACUUUACAUUAUCUUUGGAUUGUAAUUACAUUUCAAGAAAAAAAUUCGAUUAAAAAUGCUAAAAAAUUAGCUGAAGAAGAUAAAAACAAUAGUGAACAUCGAAUGCCUAAUGAAUUUAUUCAAGGGACAGCUGUUAUUGCAGAAACAGCUUCACCAUCAUUAAUUCUUCGUUCAGCAUUAAAAUUACAAUUUUGGAUGUUUUAUUGGAAUUUAGAACGUGAACGUGUUCGUUUAUCUCGAACACUUCCAGCAAAUUUAACAUCACCUGGUCAGUUAAUACCGGAAACAGCAAAAUUAAUACCGGUUUUAACUGAAAAAAUUAAUUUAUUAAACGAAAUUUUAGAUGAAAACAUUCCAAUUAUUUCUCUACGUUCAUUAAUGAAAAAAGGACGUUAUUUAGUAGUAAAUUUUGAUGGAUGGAAAUUUGAUGGACCAAAUUAUAGUUUUCUUGCUAAUCACCGUGAUAUUCAAGAACGAAUUAAUGCUAUUAAUAUACUUGUUCAAUUAUCUGGCAUAAAUUAUCAAACAAAUCAAAUAUCAAUUUAUUCCGAUACAAUGAAUGAUCAUACAAAUCAUUUAUUUCGUGGUUGGCCUGAAAAACUUUAUAUUUUAUAUGAUAAUAAAAUUCUUUAUCAAGGUCAGAAUGGUCCAGAAGGUUAUUCUAUACCAUCAGUUGAGUAUUUUUUGAAAAAUAAGAUUUUUUCUUAA
This is a messenger RNA of Adineta ricciae, 726 nucleotides long. NCBI's taxonomy places the organism in Eukaryota, Metazoa, Rotifera, Eurotatoria, Adinetida, Adinetidae. The record is from the annotation of a GenBank genome assembly.